ACCAUCUUCUAAACUUUCUCUUGGGUUCCCAAAAUCAUUAAUUUCAGAGUUCAGGCUGCCUGGAGAAUCAAGAUGGCUGCUGGAAAAACAUCUCGUCGAUGUCUAAAAUCAUGCUGUUGUGUGACUGCAAUUCUCUUGGUUAUCAUUGCUGUUGUUCUUUUAACCUUGUCGUUCACCAUCUUCAAACCUAAAGACCCCAAAAUCACUUUACACGUUGAAGGCCUUCAAAACAUUGAUUUGUCAAUGUCGAUGAGUAAUGUGAAAGUGAAUGUCACGUUGGCUACUGUUAUUACCAUUGAGAAUCCGAACUACGGAAGCUUCAAAUACAGAAAUUCUACUGCCUAUGUCCAUUAUCAUGGGGACGUGGUUGGGGAAACUCCAGUCGAGGAACGAUACGUGCCAGCACGAGAUAAGCUUAACAUGACCACUUCUGUCAGUAUUAUGCCUGGAAAGCUGCUAAAGAAUCGCCAUUUUCUUGCUGAUGUCGGAGCAGGGAGUUUGAAUAUGACUUCCACAGCUACUUUGCCUGGGAGUUUGAAUUUGCUCAAGAUCUUCAAGAAGCAUGCUACGGUUUAUAAUACGUGUAAUAUAUCUAUUUUUAUUCUUACUCAGAGUGUUGAAUCCAUAUGCCAUACCAAGCUAAAGUUAUAAUUAUUGUUGGUAUGCAUUCAUUUGGUUAUUAUAUUCAUAUAAUAUUAGAAACAAGUUGAUUUGGUUGUUCA
Juglans regia (Persian walnut) is the source of this 722-nucleotide messenger RNA. RefSeq lists its product as uncharacterized. The transcript has a single exon. The record is from RefSeq and is a predicted model, not a curated record. Gene Ontology annotation, cellular component: plasma membrane. NCBI's taxonomy places the organism in Eukaryota, Viridiplantae, Streptophyta, Magnoliopsida, Fagales, Juglandaceae. Bases 73 to 651 code for a protein of 192 amino acids.